AUGCGACCGCAUCUCCUUCCAGCCAUGUCUCGGUUUAUCCUAUUCAAAGCCAUAAUAAUCUCUGUCUGUGGUUCAACACCUGUGUUUGCUGCUGAUGAUGAGCGAUAUCUAAACUGCAGCAAAAUGUUUGAUUGCGGAAAUAUUAAGGAUAUUCCUUAUCCUUUCUGGGGAUCCAAUAGGCAAGAUUACUGUGGCUAUCCAGGGUUGGAGCUCAAUUGCAGUAACCAAGAUCCGGAGAUCACAAUCAUGCAAUCGACUUACGAAGUCCUUGGUAUCGAUAAUCAGUCGCGGACUCUCAAUGUUUCUGGAACAGAUUACACAGAAAAUCUCUAUCAUGGUGAGGUAACACUGUACUAUGGUUGCCCUGCUCCAAGUCCGCAAGGGCUUUCCGCUCGGUUUACUUGCACCAUUAAGGAGACUGAUAUGAUGGGCUACUUUAUAACAGCCAACCUCUCUAGACUUGCUAUAAUGGCUCCUAGCUUAAUCAGCUACCUGACAACAUGCAAUAAUAGCGUUAAAGUUCCAAUACAUCAAUCAGCUAUUCUGCCGAAUAUAGACAUUACAACCGUAGAACAGUUGCUUGGAGUUCUUAAUCAAGGUUUUGGGUUGGAGUGGAAUGCAAAUGAUGACUUAUGUGAAACAUGCAACCUUUCUGGUGGGCAGUGUGGGUACAACCAGACUACUAAAGCAUUCACUUGUUAUUGUGCGGAUCAACCUCGAGAAUUUAAUUGCGCAGCAUCACCGCCUAGUCAAUCAACAAAAGAUGAACGAUAUGUAAGCUGCAGCAACUCAUUUGAUUGCGGAAUUAUUAAGAAUAUUGGUUAUCCUUUCUGGGGAUCCAAUAGGCCUGAUUACUGUGGCUAUCCGGAGCUCGAGAUCGAUUGCAGUAAACAAGAUCCGGAGAUCACAAUUAUGCAAGUGACUUACAAAGUCCUUGACGUCAAUAACCAGACACGGACUCUCAUGGUUGCUCGAACAGAUUAUGCAGAAAAUAUCUGUCCGACACAACUUUUCAACACAACCUUUAAUCCCAACCUUUUGAAUUACACGCAGGAUGAUCAUAACAUGACAAUCUACUAUGCUUGCCCUGCUCAAGUUCCACCAAUUCCCGGGAUCUUAACUCCGUUUACAUGCAACAUAGACAGUACUAAUACAACGGGCUACUUUGCAGCAACAACCAACUUUUCUUUUCUCGGUAGCUCUGCUCCUCCGUUAAUCAGUUACCUGGUAUCGUGCAAAAAUAGAGUUAUAGUUCCACUACGUCAAUCAGCUCUGCAGUCAAUUCUAUCAAAUGCAACUGUACCAAAGUUGGUUGGAGCUCUUAAUCAAGGUUUUGGGUUGGAGUGGAAUGCAAAAGAUAACUUAUGCGUUACAUGCAAAGAUUCAGGUGGUCAGUGUGGGUACAACCAGAAUACUGCAGCAUUCGCUUGUUAUUGCGCAGAUCAACCUCAAGAAUUUUCAUGCCAAGGUUCACCACCAACUAAUGAUCAACCCUCACACAGUGAAAUAAAAGUUGACCCACUUGAUUAA
Messenger RNA from Dovyalis caffra, 1530 nucleotides. NCBI's taxonomy places the organism in Eukaryota, Viridiplantae, Streptophyta, Magnoliopsida, Malpighiales, Salicaceae. The record is from the annotation of a GenBank genome assembly.